AUGGCUAGACGUCGUCGGCUAAUCCUAGAGGCUGAUUCGGAUGAUGAUAUCCAAUCACCUAAUGCAUCCAUGCAUGCAUAUAUAUGUGAGGAUAUCACUCGGCAUCCUACUCAGCUAGAGGAGCAACAGUCGAACCGCCCAUUAUCUCCUGCCGAGACAUCAUUUGAAGCUCUGCAGAAAGGGGAGAAUUCCCCUCACCUGUCAAGUGCCAAGCGCGCGGAGACCAGAGCAGCUAAGCAAGGAGUUAAACCUCGCCGAGGCAGGGUGGACAACAACGCGAGCAACAGGCCAAGCGCAAGAAAGGAAGGGUUGCCCCGCUCUAGAAUGAUGUGUCUGUACUGGAAAGGGAUGAGGCUGAUCCGCAGCUAG
Linum trigynum is the source of this 369-nucleotide messenger RNA. The record is from the annotation of a GenBank genome assembly. Lineage: Eukaryota; Viridiplantae; Streptophyta; Magnoliopsida; Malpighiales; Linaceae.